Capsella rubella is the source of this 370-nucleotide messenger RNA. RefSeq lists its product as uncharacterized. Lineage: Eukaryota; Viridiplantae; Streptophyta; Magnoliopsida; Brassicales; Brassicaceae. The record is from RefSeq and is a predicted model, not a curated record. The transcript has a single exon. Bases 41 to 370 code for a protein of 109 amino acids.
UUUUAACAUAACCCUCAAAUCUUUUUUUGUUAUUCUUACAAUGGAACCAAUUCUUGAGAAAGUCUCAGAGCGUUGGCCAGUUCUUGUACAAGCAGCAACAUGGACAAUACUCCUAACGUUCACGGUGGCUUUGGCUUCAUUCGCUCCGGAGAUGGCGUUCGUGUCUCAAAUAUCAUCUUCAGAUGGGUUUGUGAAGAUUCCUAUGGAAGAUGAAAUGGUGAUGGUACCGUCUGAAAUGGUGAAGAAAUCGACUUUUGAUGUUUUUGUUCCGACCAUAUUCGCAGGAGUCAUGGUUGUUGCUUCUGUCUCUUUGUUACGGUCAUGUCUUGGUAUCGAAGGUGUUGUAGAAAUGGAACAAGAACAAUGUUAG